Sphaerulina musiva SO2202 is the source of this 1347-nucleotide messenger RNA. RefSeq lists its product as uncharacterized. NCBI's taxonomy places the organism in Eukaryota, Fungi, Ascomycota, Dothideomycetes, Mycosphaerellales, Mycosphaerellaceae. Bases 1 to 1347 code for a protein of 448 amino acids. The record is from RefSeq and is a predicted model, not a curated record. The transcript has 3 exons.
AUGGACGACUCCUCCAUUGCAGCCGCUCCGGGCGAGAACGAGCUUGUCAACGGUUCCACGACAACGAUAGAGCCAGACGAGGAGGUCCCACUGGCAGUGUGUUUUGAUGAGUCGGUGCAAGGCCUCCCAUCUGACAUAGAACCGGACUCACUGGGAGCGGAUCUGAUGGCCACCGUCGUCAGUCUCCUACGACAAGCAGAUAUCCCAUGCUGCUUCGCGCGUGAAGCCGCGCUAAUCUACUAUGGAGCUCUCAGGAACAUGACGGACUGGAUCCUGUGCGUACAAGACGAAAGGCUCGCAGAUGCCACUGAGCUGGUGACUGAGCAACAAGCUACUAUUCAACCUUUCCGGCCAUCCGCCAUGAUCCCCAACGGGACCAUCGACCACCGCUUCCCGCGCUUCAAGUUCCUGGGCUAUCGGUGUUUCUUCCACCUCGUACCUGCAUGGGUUCAUCAUCUAUCGUGCUCGUCGGGCUGCAUUGAGUUGAGCAUGAAAGGUCUGCCUUUUCCCAGACUUGACGUUCUGGCUCAAAGCUUGGUUGAAAUCAUGGAAUACGUGGAUUUGGCCGACCUGGUAGAUGGUAUGAAUCUCACCGAGGAAUGGGGGCUGGACAAUUUAGAUCUGGAAGGCUUGACGGACACCGAAUGGGCGCAGAGGAGAUUUGAUUUCCACGAUCAGAGCGGGGAUUGGCUGCCAGUGUUUCUUCGCAAAGAGGGCAAGCCGAAAAGAGACAUCUGGCACCGAAUUGCCUCCCCAGAAUCGAAAACGAAGAGGCUAGGUCACAAGGCUCUGCCAAAGGACGAAACUCGCUUUCGGUAUAAGGGACAGAAAGAUCCUCGCCAGUUGCAUAUGUUCCACUCUCUGAACCCAAUGCCUCGAGACACGAGAAAGGACGACAGGCGCUACUACCGCAGCGCCGAAUUCAAGCAAGCACUCUUGGAGGAUCGAUUGCAACAAGAGUUUGUGGUUCAUACACCGGUCGAGCCGAGCGGUGGAGUGAGCAAUCGAUUUUCCCGAUACCACGCGAAGAGGAAAAGCAUUGCAAUGUCAUUUCCCUCGUUGUCCAUGCUGGAUGUGACCAAAGGGGUGCCAGAAGAUCGACAAGCAGAGGACAGCGAGGCAGGAGAAGCGCACAAUAGCGAAUCGGAGAUUUCAGCGUCGCCCCAAUCUGCCACUGUACCAGCAGCAGUAGAGCACCACAGUCCUUUGAGCAACGUUUCAGACACGUCUUCUGAAGCCGAUACGCCGUCCAAAUCUCGCGAGCAUCGUCUGCCCAGGAUUCAUCUCCAUGGCACAGGUCCUUUUGCUAGGCUCGCCAGGCAUAGAAAGGGAGGGCAAGAGUCUUAA